AUGACUGUUAUCCCAUCGGCUGAACACUUGCACGUGGUGAACGAUGAAGGAAGGUAUUAUAUUUCUCUGUUCCAAGUUGACGAAUUACCAUUCCCACAUGCUUGGGCUGUCUUUAAAAGCAAGUUCCUAAUGCCGGAAGAUUAUUGUUCGGACUAUUAUAAACCAAAGUCUGUUGUAAUGACAUACGAGGUGCUCGUGUAUCUGCUGCUUGACCGAAGUGAAUGGAAUAUACCAACACAUAUAUCAGAGGAAGUUGUCUUACCACCCAAAUGGAAAAGACCUCCUGGAAGGCCAAAGAAGAAGCGCGAUAAGUCGUUAAGUGAAUUGCUUCAGAAGAAAAAUCAACAUUUGUGUAGUAUAUGUGGGUAG
Messenger RNA from Nicotiana tabacum (common tobacco), 369 nucleotides. The record is from RefSeq and is a predicted model, not a curated record. NCBI's taxonomy places the organism in Eukaryota, Viridiplantae, Streptophyta, Magnoliopsida, Solanales, Solanaceae.